AGAAAGAUGAGAUCACGGUCAGAAAAUUUUUACUGCUUACCAUUUCCAUUUCAACUCUCAGUUAUUUUGGACAUUUACCGUGGCUUCGGUAAAUUCAAGUCCAUGCAAAGGGGCCACCCUCACCCUCUCAUGAUACAGACAUGCAAGUAAAAAGUUAUGAUUUCUGAACGAAAGUUUCGUUCUUUAGAUUCGAUAGAUAUCCCUUCAGAGCGAUUUAUUAAACCCUAGCUUGAUUCGCAAUAGCCACCGCCACCGCCACCGCAAUCAAAGCUCCCUUUUUAUCCUCUCUGUUUCAGAGGGGGAAGAGAUUGAGUGAUCUAUAAAAAUGCAGCACAUUCCGACGACGGUCGAGGAACAGUUGUUUUUGAAAGCGAUUAGGCAGGAAUGCCCGUGGGAGAGUUUGCCCAAACGGCUUCAAGCCACUCUUAAUUCUAAAGAAGAAUGGCACAGAAGGAUUAUUGACCAUUGUAUCAAGAAAAGGCUCCAAUGGAACACUUGUUUCGCUCACAAAGUAUGCAAGGAAAGUGAAUACUAUGAGGAGAUGAUGCGUUAUUUGCGAAAGAAUCUAGCGUUGUUCCCUUAUCACCUUGCGGAGUAUGUUUGCCGUGUGAUGAGGGUGUCUCCUUUCCGAUAUUACUGUGAUAUGAUAUUUGAGGUUAUGAAAAAUGAGCAACCUUAUGACAGCAUCCCAAAUUUCAGUGCUGCUGAUGCCUUGAGACUUACGGGAAUUGGAAGAAAUGAAUUUAUUGAUAUCAUGAAUAAGUGCAGGUCUAAGAAAAUUAUGUGGAAGCUGAACAAGUCGAUUGCAAAAGAGUUGUUACCUACCCAACCUGUGGACUUUCCCAUUGAACCUUGGUGGGGAGUCUGCCUUGUUAACUUUACCCUAGAAGAGUUUAAGAAACUUUCAGAAGAAGAAAUGGCAACAAUAGAUAAAAUCUGCAAGGAAGAAGCUAAUGCAUUUAUCCUGUUUGAUCCUGACGUUAUAAAAGGUCUUUAUCAACGAGGAUUGGUCUAUUUUGAAGUCCCUGUCUAUCCAGUUGACAGGUUUAAAGUUUCUAGGCUUGAAGGGUUCAUUUCUAACAAGGAGCAGUCUUAUGAGGAUCCUAUUGAGGAGUUGUUAUAUGCAGUUUUUGUUGUUUCAAGUGAGAAUGCAACUGUUGCUGAGCUGGCAUCAACCUUACAAGCAGAUCUUAAUCAACUGCAGGCUGCUGCAUCUUUUGUUUGUCGCUUGGGAUGGGCAGUAAAAGUAAUUGACCCUGCAUCUGUGCUUCAAGAAAACAGAAGCAUACCUCCUCAUGGUGUCAGUCUUACAGAUGAAGAAGAUGCCUCUCACCGUAGUUCAACCUCAGCAAAUAUGUCCACUGAUGGUGAGCCUGCUCAACAAGGAGAUUUUUGGGUGACAGAAAACUAUGGGCCUCGUUCUAGUGAUGCUCGGGUUGCUUUUGUUGUUGAUGCUAAUAUAACAUCUUAUCUCAUGAUGGGCUCUGUUUCACCAGGAUUGAAAUCUCAUGCUGUGACAUUAUAUGAAGCAGGGAAAUUAGGUCAUGCUAGCAUUUCAGACCUUUGCAAAGACCUGAGCACAUUAGAGGGAACAAAAUUUGAGGGAGAGUUGCAGGAAUUUGCAAAUCAUGCAUUUAGUCUUCGCUGUGUCUUGGAGUGUCUUCUAUCAGGUGGAGUUGCCACUGAUACCAGAGCUGUGGAAAUUGCUGAUAGAAUGGGAGGUUCAGCUUUAGGGUAUGAUGAGUCUAUUCUGAUAGCUGAGACCUCAUUAACUGAUGUAUCCGAACAAUCUGCUACUAAUGAAACUGAAGAAAACAUUAAUGACACCAAUAAUUUAGAAAUAUUACAGGAAGAUUCUAUUGUGGAUGGUGAUAACAGAUCUGCUGCCUUGUCAAAAGAUGGUAAUCUCUUAAGUGAGGUUUCCAAGUCAGAUCUGAAUGUCCAGAAUGAUGAGAAACUGAUACAGAUGGUAGGGCUUGACGUAGGAAAAGGAACUUCAAGGAGGAAAAAGAAAUAUCGAGUGGAUAUCCUCCGCUGUGAAAGCUUGGCUGCUCUGCCAAAGGCAACCUUAGAUCGGUUGUUUCUUCGUGACUAUGAUAUUAUUGUGUCUAUGGUUCCUCUUCCACAUUCAUCCGUUCUUCCUGGACCAACAGGUCCCAUUCAUUUUGGUCCUCCAUCUCACUCAUCAAUGACACCUUGGAUGAAAUUGGUGCUAUAUUCAACAGUUGCUAGUGGCCCUUUAUCGGUUGUUCUGAUGAAAGGACAAAGUCUACGCAUUUUGCCUGCACCAUUAGCUGGUUGUGAGAAAGCCCUUAUAUGGUCUUGGGAUGGUUCAACAGUUGGAGGCUUAGGUGGAAAGUUUGAGGGAAACUUAGUUAAGGGAAGUGUACUUUUACACUGUUUAAAUUCGCUUCUUAAGUACUCUGCUGUUAUAGUGCAGCCAUUAAGCAGAUAUGACCUAGAUGGUUCUGGAAAAGUUGUUACACUGGACAUACCCUUACCCCUUAAGAACUCUGAUGGCUCAGUUGCUCAUGUAGGGAAUGAGCUAGGACUAUGUGCAGAGGAAUGUUCGAAAUUGAAUGAUCUAUUAACUGAUUUGGCUCACAAGAUAGAGUUAUGGACUGUUGGUUACAUUCGCUUGUUGAAACUUUUUAAAGAAAGAGAAUCAGAUCAUUUUGGCCCUGAUGAGGAAAAGUAUGAAUGGGUUCCACUGAGUGUUGAAUUUGGGAUGCCACUUUUCCACCCUAAAUUAUGUGAUAAUAUAUGUGAAAGGAUUGUCUCUUCGCAGUUACUUCAAGCAGAUUCACUCACUGAGCAUCAUGAUUCAAUGCAAAGCAUACGUAAAAGGUUGCGUGAUGUUUGUGCAGAGUAUCAAGCAACAGGUCCUGCAGCAAAACUUCUUUACCAAAAGGAGCAGCAAAAGGAUCAUUCAAAGGAGUCAAAGCAAUCAAAGCUACUCAUGAACUUUGCUAGUGGAAAGUGGAAUCCACUGCUAGACCCUUCUUCUCCCAUUUCUGGAGUAUCUAGUGAGCAUCAAAGAUUAAAACUUGCCUGUCGACAGCGUUGUCGGACUGAAGUUUUGAGCUUUGAUGGUAGCAUUCUUAGAUCAUAUGCCCUUACUCCUGUAUAUGAAGCUGCCACAAGGCCUGUUGAAGAUUCCACCCCAGUAACCACAACAAAAGUUGAUCCUGAUGAAACUGACAGCAAAGAAAUAAUCCUUCCUGGUGUUAACCUUCUUUUUGAUGGUGCUGAGUUGCAUCCCUUCGAUAUAGCUGCUUGUCUGCAGGCACGCCAACCAGUUUCCUUAAUAGCAGAGGCAGCAUCAGCCUCUACAGCUUUUGCAAUUAAUUAGGUCUUAUAAAUAUGAGAAGUGCAGAUAGAAUAUUUGUCCGGAUACUGACAAAAGGAAGCUAUUGUGUCCUGCAUACUAAAUUAUUCUGCUACCUGGUUCAUCUGCUUCAUCUUUGAAGUCGUUCUAUGGAUGUGAGCUAGCAGUUACAUCAAAGGUAAAUACCAAGUGUUUUUCUGAUAAUAUUACACUUAUUUGUUUCAUGGGUUUCAUAAAUUUAGGAAUCUUUCCAAUUAUUUUGUAUCAUCAGUUACCAUGAGAAGCCACUUACCUCCCUUGGGACUACCAUUUGUGCCAAAUGCAAAGAAGCUAAUCAAGGGGUUAACUGUUACCUUGUUUUAUCAAUUGGAUCCGGUGCUUAUCAUCUUUACUGGCAUAAGUGCAGAUGCUCUAUAUCUGUUGAAGGCUGGUUCUUCAUUGCUGCGGGUUAGUACGUGUUCCGAAAGAAAAGGGAAUACUUUUUGUGAUUAGUAGGUUGAAUACUGAAAUGUUACCCUUUUCUUGUUGCUUAUUAGUUGCGAGAAAAUGUAGAAAGUCAAUUUUGCACAUGAUACAUAUAUAGGAAAGGGAAAGUUUUUUUUUUUUUUUGGCAAAAUAUAAACAGUUGUAUCUUUCUGCUUAAGUUGCAUAGAAUUUCUAUUCAAAAAUUUUUGUGCUAAA
Messenger RNA from Durio zibethinus, 4009 nucleotides. NCBI's taxonomy places the organism in Eukaryota, Viridiplantae, Streptophyta, Magnoliopsida, Malvales, Malvaceae. The record is from RefSeq and is a predicted model, not a curated record.